Messenger RNA from Humulus lupulus (European hop), 2352 nucleotides. Its product is annotated as replication protein A 70 kDa DNA-binding subunit A. The transcript is spliced from 2 exons. The record is from RefSeq and is a predicted model, not a curated record. Gene Ontology annotation, biological process: double-strand break repair via homologous recombination; nucleotide-excision repair; meiotic cell cycle. Gene Ontology annotation, cellular component: DNA replication factor A complex; nucleus. NCBI's taxonomy places the organism in Eukaryota, Viridiplantae, Streptophyta, Magnoliopsida, Rosales, Cannabaceae. Gene Ontology annotation, molecular function: damaged DNA binding; single-stranded telomeric DNA binding. The coding region runs from base 258 to 2123 and encodes 621 amino acids.
UAAAUAGUAAAUAUGGAGAUAUAUAUGGUUUCUUAGUCGGUUAUUUGGUUCUCAAGUGCGCCCAAAUAACGCCCCCGCCAAUUCCAAAUCUUCAUAUCUCCAAACCAAAAUUUGGACCUCUUCCUCCAUUUCUCUCUCAGAGGACUCUGACCACCUCCGAAUUCUACUUCCAUUGGAUUCGGAUCCCUAAUUCAGUGAAGCGAACGCUCAAUUCGUUCUAACCCUCACGCUUAGGGUUUCUCUUCUAGAGUUUAAUAAUGCCGGUGCACCUAACGCCCAACGCCAUUUCGGCCAUCAUAGGCGGCGACGUGAACUCGAAGCCGCUCGUCCAAAUCCUGGAUAUCAAGCUCAUCGGUAACUCGCAGGAGAGGUUCCGACUCUUGAUCUCGGACGCAGUUUCCACUCAGCACGCGAUGCUUGCAACUCAGCUCAAUGACCGAGUCAAGGACGGUAGCAUCAAGAAAGGAUCGGUCAUCCAGCUGAUCGAAUACAUCUGCAGCGUUGUCCAGAAACGCAAGAUAAUUGUGAUUUUGAGCAUGGAAACUAUUAUACCGGACUGUGAUAUGAUUGGGAAUCCAAAAUUUUCUCUCGAAUCUGAUUCAACAGCUCAGAAGAUGCAACCGAAUGUCAAUCUACAGCAGCCAGCUAGGGUUUCCAAUAACCGUUACCAACCACCUCCUGUAGCCAAUGUGCAGGAUUUCCGGCCUGCUGUUCAACCUCCUUACCAACCACCUUCUAAUUACAAAAGUCAUGGCACUAUCCUUAAGAAUGAGGCACCUGCUCGGAUCAUUCCUAUUGCUGCACUGAAUCCUUACCAAGGCAGGUGGGCUAUCAAGGCAAGAGUAACAGCAAAAGGGGAGCUUCGUCGGUAUAAUAAUGCCCGGGGAGAUGGAAAAGUAUUCUCCUUUGACCUUCUCGACUCUGAUGGAGGGGAAAUACGUGUAACCUGCUUCAAUGCUGUUGUUGACCGCUUUUAUGAUGUUAUAGAGGUUGGUAAAGUUUACAUGCUUUCAAAAGGUAGCUUAAAACCUGCUCAGAAGAACUUCAACCAUCUGAAAAAUGAAUGGGAAAUAUUUCUAGAGGCAACUUCAACUGUUGAUCUUUGCCCUGAUGAAGAUGGUUCUAUUCCAAAGCAGCAGUUUUCUUUUAGGCCUAUUAGUGAUAUUGAAAAUGCUGAAAGUAACUCUAUUCUUGAUGUUAUCGGUAUUGUCGUAUCCGUGAAUCCUUCUGUUCCUAUCUUGAGAAAGAAUGGAAUGGAAACUCAGAGAAGAAUUUUGAAUCUUAAGGACUGGUCAGGCAGGAGCGUUGAGCUAACCCUAUGGGGGGAGUUCUGUAACAGAGAAGGUCAGAAGCUGCAGGAUAUGUCUGACACUGGAUUUUGUCCUGUUUUAGCGGUUAAAGCAGGCAAGGUCAACGACUUCAGUGGGAAAUCAAUAGGUACAAUAUCUGCCACUCAACUCUUCAUAAAUCCAGAUUUCCCAGAGGCUCAUAGUUUGAGAGACUGGUUUGAUCAAGGUGGCAAGGAUGCUGUAUCACAGUCCAUUUCUAGGGACAUGGUGCCUGGAGCGCCUAAGAAUGAGAUUCGGAAAACUAUAUCUCAAAUCAAAGAUGAAGGUCUAGGAAGAUCGGAUAAACCAGACUGGGUCACUGUGAAGGCUACAAUAACUUUCAUGAAAACCGAUACUUUCUGCUACACAGCAUGCCCGUUGAUGAUCGGAGAUAGGCAGUGUAGCAAAAAGGUGACAAGGUCAGGAAGCAGAUGGCAGUGUGACAGAUGUAAUCAAGAAUUCGACGAGUGCGAUUACAGAUACCUUCUUCAAGCCCAAAUUCAAGAUCAUACAGGAUUGACUUGGGUGACAGCAUUUCAGGAGUCUGGGGAAGAGAUUUUGGGUUGCUCGGCGAAGGAGUUGUACUUGUUGAAGUUUGAAGAACAGGAUGAUGCCAGAUUUGGGUCCAUAAUUGGACAGAGGGUUUUUAACCAAUUUUUUUUUAGGCUCAAGAUUAAAGAGGAGAUGUACGGUGAUGAGCAAAGGGUGAAAAUCACUGUAUUAAAGGCUGAUAAGGUGAACUACUCUUCAGAGAGCAAAUACCUGCUUGAGUCAAUAUUAAAGCCCUUACGGUAAUUAAUGCUACCAAAAAUGAGUAGUUAAUGAAGUAGUCUUCAUUCCGGAGAGCUGAUUUUCAAGUCUACUGAACAGGUCGUCGAAUUUGUUUUCGAGCAUUCUCCGCAGAAAAUAUUUUUAUGUGCCUCGUUGUUUUUGUUGUAGCGAAUCUAGCUAACAUUGAUUCUACAAUACCAUUAAUUGAAUUGCAGAUUAAGCAUUUAAUUAGAAAGUAUUCAAAUUGCCAUAA